Messenger RNA from Culex pipiens pallens (northern house mosquito), 5938 nucleotides. It is a transcript of the gene jing, whose product is annotated as zinc finger protein jing homolog. Gene Ontology annotation, cellular component: ESC/E(Z) complex. The transcript has 5 exons. NCBI's taxonomy places the organism in Eukaryota, Metazoa, Arthropoda, Insecta, Diptera, Culicidae. Bases 1187 to 5653 code for a protein of 1488 amino acids. Gene Ontology annotation, biological process: regulation of transcription by RNA polymerase II. The record is from RefSeq and is a predicted model, not a curated record.
AUCCAGUCUGCCUUGAACCUCCGAAGGGAUGAUAUCGUGUCGGUGUCCGUGUCCGGUCCAAGUGUGCGGCGCGUCGUGAAGGAUUCUCAGCAGUGUAUAUCAAUCGCUAGCGGAGCAAGGAGCCGACGGCUUGAGAACGCUCUCUUUCCGAAAAUUCGUUUUAAUGUGUGAUUUGUCUAUUGUUUUCUUCUGUGAAGACUGAUUAGCGAUUAGUGCGUGUAUGCGUGAGUGCGUGCGAGGUGCAUUUCUUAGUCUACUACGAUUAUAGCGUUUAGUGAGCACAGAACCACGCACACUUCCUCACACAAGGAGUCGGUAAAGUAGGCUUGUGUCAAGUUUACUUGGACCGAGAGUAGAAAUAAUUUUCACACCGUUCACGUGCGCGCCCAUGUGUGCGUGUGUUGUUUUAUGCUGCCGCCCUCUGCAACAUAUCAGCGCGUGUCUACUACUAUUACAUAAGAGAGAAAGAAGAGUGUGAUAGCUUUUUGGUGGUGUUGGUAGAAGGGCUCGGGAAGAAGGUGUGUGCGCGCGCCCUGUGUGCGUGUGUUUCCCUCUCGGGAAACCAGGAAGAGCCCCCUUUGUGUCGGUGUGUGCGUGUCGCGGUCCAGGAAAAGAAGAACCGACGACGACUCCGGGAGCGGGAGAGAAAGGGAAGAAAAUUUCUAUGUUGGUCCGUCGCGACUCGUCGCGGAUGUUCCGAAGCUCGAGGGCUUGAAUUUGGAAGGUUUUUCCGGGAAAAAAUCCGCUGCCGCCAUCACAGGAAGUGUCUCUCAGUGUUAAAUAGUGCCAUUUCCGGGAAACAAUCCAAGCAGGCGCGACAUAAGGAUUACCGUGCUAGUGAAAACUGCUCUGCCCAGAAGUCGAAUCAACUCUUGUAGUGUUCCCAGCAAUCGCCAAUCGAAUCUCCAGCAUUACCCUCACCCAGUAAGCCAUGGAUUACCUCUGGAAGCUGUAAACCAGAAGCCGGAAGCAGUAUCGAUUUCAACCCGCAACAACAGCAGAACGCCGUACGCAGCCAGUUUUGGCGGGUCAACAACAAUGGUGACAAGGCGCUCCAUUACGUUAGGUUAGGAGCGCAUCGCUCCACAAGCGGCAGUGCCGCAACCUACUAAACACACGCAAACAAAAACUCAGCGUACGCAACCCUUUCCGUGCCGACAGCUGUCUCAAGACGCAGCCAUCUUCCAUGAGCACCAAAAUGGCCCCGCACACGCAGGGCGGCAACCUGACGAUCAAACAGCAAUACCAGCCCCACCAGUGGCCGUGGAACACGAGCAACAACACGAACGCAGCCACCGGCACCACUUCCGGGGCCGCCACCAACAGCAAUAACAGCCCAAACAGUAACAACAACACCGCCAUUAGCAAUAACAGCAAUAGCAACAACAACAACAAUCCACCUUCAGCAGGAACCAAUACUCUCACACUGACUACUCAGCAACAACAACAACAAAACACUGCCUUGACUGCGGCCGCCGCAGCCGCUUCCAUCUCGGUGACGCCCAUCAACAAACUCAAGCGGUUACAGCCGACGCAGCCCGUUUCCACCUCAGCAGUGGCUGCGUCCGAACCCAGAAGCAAUAACACCAUUGCCAACGGUGCCAAACGGAUACGGUCGACGAGCGUGGAGACCGGAACGGGAAGCAAGUCCGUUGGGACAAACACUGGCGCCGCAGCCAGUGCAUACGGGGGGCCACCCGGUCUGGUUGCGGUCGGUUCGGGCCUGAGCGCGACUGCCGCAGCCGCCACCACGAAAAAGCUCACCCAAAUGGCGAUCGUCGCCGCCAGCAACAACAUCAAUCAGCAGCAGCAGCAGAUCUCAGCGGGGAAGAACCACGCCCACCACCACCAAACCAAGAACAACUUCACUGCCAACGGCGACGCGGCGAACAAGAUAACAGGUUACUUCAAGUCCCAAAUGAAAACCACCAACACAUUUAAUAAUCUAAAGAAAAAUAUUAAAACUAUAGCGGGACGUGCUGCGACGCUCAAGACGACGACCUCUUCGAUGACGUCGACGGGGGGCGAGGCGGAAGCGGAAAUUACGACGACCACGACGACGGAGCUGAUGACGACGACGGCGACGGUGCUGCAGCAGAAGAGCAUCAUCAAGACGGCCACGGUUGCCACGAGUGCGGGUUCACUCAAGAGCACCAACGCCAGCUUCGAGAAGUACCUCAAUCUGCUGCAUCAACAGCAGCAGCAACAACAACAACAACAGCAGCAGCAACAACAACAACAGGCUGCGUCCGCAGCAACCCUGAAGAAGGUCGAACGAAAGACUGCCCGGAUAGCGCCGACGGUGUCGCUUACGCGGAAGGUCGGCCAAACGACCCAGGGUGGAAGUCUCGGGGUGGGACAGCCCAAGAAACCUGUCACCAUUGCGCCGCGGACGGCCGAUCCAAAGCUGGCCAUGAACCAAACCAAGCCGGAACUCGUCAAGUCCCAGCAGCAGCAGCCGACGGUUCUGCUGACGGCGAUCCGGAUCCCGCAACAGCAGCAACAGCAAACCUCCCAAACCAACACCAACCAAAACCAGCAACAGCAAGCGCAGCAGCAGUUCAAGCAAGCCGUUCAGCAACAACCGCAAAUCAACAGUCCUCCCAGGACACCAACCAAGCUGGGUUCCACCAUGUUCCAGUUCCACCCGCAAUCCACAGCCGUCAUGCCAAACCUCGUGCAAAUACCGAACCUCGUGCCGACGUCCUCGACCAGCAAGCUGCCAGCCGUCGUGUCCACCGCGACCAGCAGUCCCACGACCAGCAAUCUACUCAUGAAUAAUGCUGCGGCCGCCCCGCACGGCCUAACCGCAGCCCGACUGAACAACGGGACGACGCAACUCUUCAUGAACGGCGCCGUCAUCAAGCUGCACCAACUCCAGCAGCAGCAGCAACAGCUGGCGACCUCCUCGGGUCAACCGGUCACCACGACGCAGCAAACACUGGCCAUGGAAGCGGCCGUCAACAUGAGCCUCAACGGACUGCUCGCGAAGCAAGCCAUCUCCAAUCCUCCCCAGGCUCACACCGGCAAGGCUACGUACGCCCUGCAGACGCAGCCAGCUCAGCUGUUCCAGCAGGCAAGCGCCGCACAGACUGCGUUCGCUCCCCAGCAGCUGAUCAUGACCCCGGCCGGAGGCUUCCUGCUGAACGCAGCCAGUUUGCCAACCAUGCUGAACGCAGCCAGUCUGCAGCAAGCACUGGCCCAGGCCAACAUCCCCGCUCUCCAUCCCCUACAACCCAGUCAACCUCAACCGCCAACGCAGCAGUUACCAAAUAUCACUGCCAUCCUGCAACAGCAGCAGCAGCAACAGCAACAAGCGCAGUCAAACUUUCACCAACUCCUGGCCAACAUCCCGCAGGCACUGCUUCAGAACCUGCAGGCCACUGCCAAGCUCGGCCAGGGACCGCAGUUCGUUCCUAUCUCGUCCCAUCUGUUCUUGAACCAGUCGACGGCGCCGCCCACGUUCACCACUAGUCCCAUCACGAUCUCAACCUCGACGCUGCCGUCCGGAUCGACCACGAUGGCCCAGCCGCUGUCCCCGCCACCGCUCGUGGCAACCGUGCCGACCUACUCCACCACCAGCAAGCCCAUCAUGAACACGCUGAGCAGCCAGAAGAUCAUCAUCGGAACUGCGCCUCCAACUGCCAAGCCGCCACCUCCCAUCAAACCCAUCUCCAGCAGUGAACCUCCCAAACUGGUCCCCGUUCAGCUGAACAAACCCUCGAUCUCGAUUACCCCCGUGAUGUCGACGAAUCCCCCAAAACUGGUCCCACCAGUGUCCACAGUUCCCGUCCCCAAACUGGUCCUCUCCGCAUCGGUAGCCGCCAAAGCCACCUCAAACAAACCAAACCUGCCGGUCCCGGCGUUGGCGCCCGCGUCACACCACCCUCAACCGAUCCCCUCCCCCCGAAUCAUCGACAACAAGUCCCCGCCUGCCCUCAACCCACUCACCCUGGACUGCUGCGGCAGCAGCAACGACUCCGGCAUCGUCGCCAACUCCAGCGACUCCGAGGACAAGUCGCUCACCAUCGAUCUCUGCUCGCCCGGAACUCCGGACUCGGGAAGCCCCCAGAAAAAGGACGACGACUCCUCCCAGAAGGCCCCCUCUAGUCCUUCGCCACCACCAACUCCGGAAACGGAACCGGCUUCACCCUCAACAGAAGAGCAGCCACCUUCCCCACCAACUCCUCCUCCGGCGCCGGAACCAGAGCUCCCUCCACUGCUGCCACUUGUGUCGACCGUCGAGAAACCACUACCUCCCAGCCAAACGUCCCCGAAGAGUCUGGUCCUGGAGCUGAUCAAAUCCAAGCUGGACGAGGAACCACCCCAGGAAUCGAUGUCCGCCUCCUCCGACCAGGACUCCACCAACCUCAACAGCCCGCUGGACGAUCAGCAACCACCCUCAUCAUCCGGCUCGGCUCCCUCCGAAUCUCAGCGCUCAACCACCCCGAUCGAACUGCAAUCACCGCCCAGCAUCGAGACGGACUUCCUGAACGUCCCACCCAUGCCGGAUUGCGCCAAAAGCCCAAUCCUCUCCCAGCCCAAGACGAUCCGCUUCCCGGCGCUGAACGGCGCCCACCACAAGUUUGGCCGCAAGGGCUUCCGCCGGCUGUCGGACGGUCGCCUCUUUGGCGUGUGCUACUGGAGCGAGUGCAACGCCCAGUUCGACACCAGCUGGCACCUGCAGGACCACCUGCAGAUCCAGCACGUCAACAGCCAGUCCGGCCCGUUCGUGUGCCUCUGGGACGGCUGCAAGGUGUACAACAAGGAGUCGUGCAGCCGCAAGUGGCUGGACCGGCACGUGCAGUCCCACGGCGGCACCAAGUCCCACAAGUGCAUCGUUCCCGGCUGCGGCAUGCGGUUCGGUUCGCAGCUGGCCCUGGAGAAGCACGUCAACAACCACUUUACCAACUCGGACAACGCCGCGUCGGGCAAGCGCUCGUCGGAUCUGCCACUGCCUAAGGUUUUGAGGAAAACGGGCAAAAAGCUGCGCUUUAGGCGCCAACCCUGGUCCGCUCGUCGGUUCGACUUUUUCGACAUCGGCGUGAUGGAGGGUCUGCAGCACCGGCUGAUCCUGGCGGGCAGCGUGGCCAGCGCGCGCUACGGCACGGUUAGCUUCCAGGGCCAGGCAGCGGGACGGCGCGUAACGGGCGACGGAACGGUGGAGGUGUUUGUCAAGUGGCACCCGCGGGAUGUCAUCUCCGACGACUGGAUCCCCGAGACCGAGGUCUCCCUCACCAAGGAUGUCUCAAUCGCCGAGCUGAACCCGGACCAACGCUUCGAGCUGGAGAGCCAACUCAGCACCAACCGGAAGGCCAACGCCGAGCUACUAUCCUGCAUCAGCGAACUCAACGCAAAGCUUGCGGCGGUCGCCGCCCAGCAGGACUCGACACCCUGCAGCAGCGGCAGCAGCAGUGCCAGCUCGUCCAGCGGAUGCUGCAGCGGCAGUAGCAGUUCGAUCUCGACGCCGAUUCCGUUCAACUCGCGGACGAGUCCGAAAAAGUUCCGGAAACCGCCGAAGGAACCGGCGUCUGCGACGCCAACGCCAACCCUCUCAUCCGGACUGUCCUCGUCGGCGUCCUCGCUACUGUCCAGCGGAUGUGGAUCUUCCUCGAGCAGCAGUAGCAGCAGCGCUUCCUCGACGACGUCCUGACCCGUGCCAAAGACGCCGGCGGCUUCCGGGUCACGUCCGGAACUGCCGCUGGCCACGCGACUCCUGGCCGGAUCGUUGGCCCAGAAGCGCACCCGGAAGGCGCUCAACUGCAUCCGGCGCCGGAACGCCCGGCAGCAGCAACAGCAACAAGGUGGACUCUAAAGUAUGAAUUUUUGAACAAGUAUUGUACAGCGCUCUUUGUGGAUGUGUUUUCGUUGUCGUCGUCGCCGCAGCGCCAUUUCAAGUUAAUGAUUUCGUCGUUGGACCUUCUUCCGUCUGUUUUUU